Drosophila miranda is the source of this 469-nucleotide messenger RNA. RefSeq lists its product as uncharacterized. The coding region runs from base 225 to 443 and encodes 72 amino acids. NCBI's taxonomy places the organism in Eukaryota, Metazoa, Arthropoda, Insecta, Diptera, Drosophilidae. The record is from RefSeq and is a predicted model, not a curated record. The transcript has a single exon.
AAAAUCCACCAUCAAAUUAUCAAACAAAAGAAAUAUCCAAAUAAUAACCCAAAGACCCAAACGAAGUGCAAAAUUUUCUCUGCUAUACAGAAAGCCAGACCCCCCCUCUCUCGUAUAUAUGUAUACACAUACGAAUGUACAUAUAUAUACCUAAUAUAUAUCCAUCGAAUAUAUAUACCAAUCUAUAACUGAGUAAAGAAGGGAAAAAUAAGAAAGCUACGCGAAUGUGCGCUUUUGGUUACUUAUUGUUUUUCGCCCUAUUGCUAACAACAAUUCUGGUGCUGUCUAUCAUAUUUGCCACGACCUCAAAGCGAUCCAUGUUGGACAGCUUUAUCCUCGUAUUUAAUUACACACAAGAACAACAACAACAACCACUACAACAAAAACAGCAAGAGGACUAUCUGGAACAGACACAAAUGUUCCUGAAACAGAAAUUCUUUUGAGUUUUUGAAUAGUAAAUAAGUCUUAG